AUGUCGCUGCGGGGCUGGGCGCUGGCCGUGCUGGCGGCACUGACCCCGGCGGAGCGCAGCCGGUCCUACGCCGUGCUGCAGAAACAGAACCUGGUGCUGCUGGGCAGCAUCCUCAGCGCCCUGCUGCUCACCAUCGUCCUCGUGGCCGUCUGCGUCUACAAACCCGUCCGCCGGCGGUAGUGGCCGCGUCCCGCGGCUCGAGGACAUCGCCGUCACCCGCACGGACCCGCACGGACACCCGGAGCCGCCCCGCGUGGGUUCCGCUCGGCAUCACCGCAUCCGCUUUGCAGUGAUGGCGGUCCCAGCCCCAGCGCUGAGCGCCGGAGCCACGGGGAGCAGCCGCGGACGAGGACCGCGUCCCAGCCCCAGCACCUCUGGGAGCUCUGCGUUGGAGCUACAGCCGGAUCCACGUCGUGCAGCUUUUGGUAACAAAUUCAAGGGUUUACACUGAAGUCACACGUGCGUACGGAUGCUGCUAUUUUUUUGUUGUUGUUUUGCACUGCCGGGAGUAGUAACUGGAUUUUUGCUUAUAAAUAUUACUUUGGUAUUUAACAUAGGGGUCAGGGGUAGUAAUUUAUUUUAGAUUUUUAAAACCGUACCUCCAGAGUAAAGGUGGUGGUCAGCUCUGCAAGCACUGCAGCCAGCUGGUCCUGCUCUGUUAGGGGCAGGGAGAACUCCUGGAGCUGGGGGCUCCCUUUGCUGCUGCUCUGCGCAUCAGUGAAUGAGCCUGGCCUGGAACAGACCUCGUUUCUAAUCUCAACGAAGCACACAUGAGGGAGCAAGCUAACAGCAGGAUGUUUCUUUCUGAUCUUCUCCAUAGUUGCAGAGCUCUGGCUCGCUGAUUUUUGCAUCCUUUGUUCCAUGUAACACUGUGCCCAUAGCUGUGUGCUUGUUUGUGGGUGCAGCUCUGAGCUGAGCUGCCUGCAGCAGCAUUGUUUGCAUUCAUUCUUCGCCCCCUGCUCUGUCUCUCUGUACGAAUAAAAGAGAAGUAAACACUG
Molecule: messenger RNA, 998 nt
Organism: Centrocercus urophasianus (Greater sage-grouse)
Lineage: Eukaryota; Metazoa; Chordata; Aves; Galliformes; Phasianidae
Gene: CUNH12orf76
Product: chromosome unknown C12orf76 homolog
Exons: 2
Coding region: 1-180 (59 amino acids)
Source: RefSeq, a predicted model, not a curated record